AUGCUUACUGAUUCUUCAUUAUUUUACAGUUUCAGCAAGCAAACAGCUGUAAAGGUUCAAUUAGUGUUUUUGGAUAUUAAAAUUGGAACUGAAAAACCGAAACGUGUCAUUAUUAAACUGUUUUAUGAUGAAAUGCCAAAAACUUGUGAAAACUUUAGAGCAUUAUGUACAGGAGAAAAAUCUAAUCCAUAUGUGAAAUUAAAUUUUAAAGACGUUCCUUUUCACAAGGUUUAUAGCAAUUUCAUGGCCCUUGGUGGAGAUAUCUUGAAUAAGGAUGGCACAGGAUAAUGUAGCAUAUAUGGACCAACCUUCAAAGCAGAACCAAAACGAUUCAAGCAUGAUUAGAGAGGGCUGAUUUCAAUGUUUAAUGAUGGAAAUGGCAAUAUAGGAUCUUAAUUCUUUUUCACUUUUACAGAUUGCUCAUGGGUUGAUGGAUUGCAUUCGGUUUUCGGAAAGAUCGUUGAAGAUUACAGUAUAUUAGACGAGUUGGAGAAAAUCUCAUCAACAAAUGGAGCACCAAAAAAAUUAGUAAGAAUAGUUGAUUCAGGUGUAAUAAUGUGA
Messenger RNA from Paramecium tetraurelia, 561 nucleotides. RefSeq lists its product as uncharacterized. NCBI's taxonomy places the organism in Eukaryota, Ciliophora, Oligohymenophorea, Peniculida, Parameciidae. Gene Ontology annotation, biological process: protein peptidyl-prolyl isomerization. Gene Ontology annotation, molecular function: peptidyl-prolyl cis-trans isomerase activity. The transcript has 3 exons. The record is from RefSeq and is a predicted model, not a curated record.